AUGAUGGACCCCGAGAGACAAGUUUAUGGGACAGCAGCACUUAGGCCUCAGACUUGGGAGGUGUCUGAUCGGGAUCAGCAGGUGUGGAUCCUUCAGGGAGAGACCCUGGUGAUGGUUCCACGGAGCAGCAAUGUGACUCCGGCCACUGUCACCAUUCUCCCAUGCAAGUACCCUGAGUCCUUCGAGCAGGGCCGAGGGGUUCCCAUCUACUUGGGCACCCAGGAUCCAGACAUGUGUCUGUUUUGUGAGGAGAUGGACGGAUGGCCCAGGCUGUGGCUGAAGGAGCAGAAUAUCUUGGAUCUGUACAACCAGGUGGGGCCCGUGAGACCCUUCCUUUUUUACCACUCCCGGGAUGGGAAUACCUCCACCUUCGAGUCCGUGGCCUUCCCAGGCUGGCUCAUCGUCUCCUCCCAGGUUGGCCAGCCCAUCUUCCUCACUUCCGACCUGGGGACAACCAACAACAUUAACUUCUAUUUGAAUUUAAAGGCUUGA
Messenger RNA from Marmota flaviventris (yellow-bellied marmot), 492 nucleotides. It is a transcript of the gene Il36g, whose product is annotated as interleukin 36 gamma. The record is from RefSeq and is a predicted model, not a curated record. NCBI's taxonomy places the organism in Eukaryota, Metazoa, Chordata, Mammalia, Rodentia, Sciuridae. Gene Ontology annotation, biological process: positive regulation of gene expression; cellular response to lipopolysaccharide; inflammatory response to antigenic stimulus. Gene Ontology annotation, molecular function: cytokine activity.